AUGGAUAUUACAAGUUCUAAUAAUCCUACUUGUGAUGGGAAUGGUCGCUCUCGAGUGGCUUCAUCAAGUUUCGAAGUUGACGAUGGUGUAAUUAGGAGUUCAUCUUUAAUGAUUUUAAAUACUAGUGAAGCAAGUGAUCUUACCUCUGAGAAUGAGCCAAUUGAUCAACUAAAUGAAGAAAAUUUAAAUCAACAAGUAGGUCAAAUAGAAAUAGGAAAUGAUGAGCCAUAUGUUGAUCAGGUAUUUUCUUCUAUUGAUGAAGUAAAGAGGUUCUAUAAUGUAUAUGCCUUCAAGACAGAAUUUAGCAUAAGAAAUGCGACCCACUAUAAAGCAAAGAGGCUUGAUGGUUUGGUUACAUCAAUCACAUACACAUGCUCAAAAGAAGGACAUGCAAAACCUCCAACUCAAAAGAAAGAAACAGAAAUAGUUUCUGAAACAAAUAGAACUCCUCAGAAGGAGUUCCCAAAUCAGCGAACAGGUUGUAAGGCACUUAUGAGAUUAAGAAUGAUCGAGGAUGGAAAAUGGAUAGUUAUGUGA
Messenger RNA from Ananas comosus (pineapple), 537 nucleotides. Its product is annotated as protein FAR1-RELATED SEQUENCE 12-like. The transcript has a single exon. The record is from RefSeq and is a predicted model, not a curated record. NCBI's taxonomy places the organism in Eukaryota, Viridiplantae, Streptophyta, Magnoliopsida, Poales, Bromeliaceae. Bases 1 to 537 code for a protein of 178 amino acids.